CUGUAGGUACCUAGGUACCUAUAUCUCCUAAGGUACAACAUAUGUACCUAGGUACCUCUAUAUUAGAGCCCUGCUAACAUUCAGUUAUCCGGAUUGCCGAUACUAGAGCAGGGCAUCGAGACGUCGGCUUCAAUCCCCUACGAAUAGAACAUGUCAUGACGUCUCAUUAGGUAUUCAACUACGACGGCCUCUACAAAUCCUUUCAUUUCGGUCUCUUUUUCUCGCUCCUCCCUGAGCCAACUCGCAUCCUCCCCACUUACCCAAGGCCUAGCAAUCUAAGACUCUCGUCUCGCCACUGUCAUUGCCGUUGUCUCGUCGGUGCUCGUAUGCUGGAGUGCGCACAAUAACAUGCCGUUCCCAUUCACCCUGCCCACCACAUCCUCCUUUGCCUUCUCCUCUAGCUUCGACUGCGAGUCCCAUCCCUCGCUGACCCUAUACGCCAGCACGCUCCGAGGCGUCGCCAGGGACUCCUUAAAGAAGCACAAGCGGCUCCCUCCUGCAUCGCAAGGGCCCAGCCUCCCUACGGUAUUAUCCAAUGUGAAUAACUACCUUCCCUACCUCCUUGCCGUCGAUGCUGGACUGGGAAACAGGCUAGUUUCUGGCGAGGAGGUCAACGUAACCCCGACCUCUACCCCAGCCAUUGAGUGGAGGCCGACUCUGUCAGACCAUGCUGUGCCCGGCAAGGAGAUGGCCAGGGUCAAGAUCCAAUCCCUCGAACAUGAGCUUCUCUUCGCCCUUUCCACUGUGGGCUACACCCAUACCCUCCUUGCUCGCUCUUCGCUACACCCGCUCUACGUCACUUCGGGCUCGCCCCUCAGCAGUCAGGAACGGACCACGGCCAUCACCACGGCCACCAAGCAUCUACUCGAUGCUGCCUCGGUGCAUGACUAUCUUGCCCGUCGACCCGACGGCCUGGUCCCCAAUCCUCCUUGUAUGGACAUUUCUAAGGCCACCGCCCGUGCCAUGUCUUCGCUCGCCCUAGCUGAGGCAACACUACUUGCGGUUCUCAAGGACGACCCUUACCCCGCUGUCGUUGCCCAGGAUAGGAACGAAAAUGACCGUGAGUGGAUGUAUAGAGCCCCUGAGAUACCCAAGGUUCGCGCCCAUCUAUUCGCUCGGCUCUGUCUCGCUGCGGCGGAUCAUGCAGCGCAAGCGUCGUCGUUGUGCCAGUCUCAGGGGAGGGGAACCUCGAGGCUCGACGAAGGACUCUUGCGGUAUCUGGAGGACUUUAGAAGAACGAGCCGGGCAAAGGCCUGCCGGUUCUUCGGCAUCGAUGCCGAACUAUCGGGUCAGACCGGGACCGCUCUCGGCUGGCUGCGGUGCGGCCUCCAAGAACUCGGGGUCGAGCCGAGAGAGGCCAAGAGGGGUCCUAGCCUUAGCAAACUAAGGAAAGACUGGUCCGAGAGGAGAGAGGACAAGAAGGUCGAGAGGGGCACUAACUGGGGGGCAGAUGCGGGCAGGUUAGAGGAGACCAGGGUCAUCGAGAUGUUGGAUGCAAAAUGGACCAAAGUAAACGAUACGCCGGGGACAGAUGCUCACUCAGCUCGUCCCGUCACCCGGGACCUUACUGUCCACUCUCCCGUCCGGUAGAGAUAUACACUCAAUCAAGCCCUACCAACCCCUAGAACUUGACAGGGAAGCUCUAGAGGCAAUACGCGCCCCCCCGGAUCGGAUUGGCGAUUUCGCGGACGAUCAGCAGAGCUCGGAUGAGGAGAGGACUGCCAUCGACACCGCGACGGGGUCGUUCUUGGGCACUCACCAACACCAAAGCACCAGCACGAGGUCUUAUUAUUAGUAACGUUCAGACGGUUCCAGCUUCCCAUACCUCAUCAUCUCCACAGCAACGACGGAGGGAAUCGUGCCGACGACGACUCUUAAUCCCCGAGUCGAGUGACGCGGCCGUUGGCUCCUAAGCACCGCGGUCUCAUGGUAUCCUACGACCGUAGGAGUGGGAGCCGUCCAGGCCGCCUCGGUAGAUGCCACUAUCAUUAACCCAGCCAUCCGAGUCAGGACAAAUAGGCUAGUUGGCACAUCCACGAGCCUCUUCACCUGCUGACGCGCAAUUCAGGGUACUCUGUACAUGUCGUAGUCGCCGCCGACUUCCAACUACCACACGCAUGCCCAGAGGCUUUGGCGAUCUAUCUACCGGCUCGCCAGCUACUGCUUGACAACAAGGUGCGAGUCAGCUUAGACCGGUGGCCUAUCAGGAAGUUCAAUCGGUACCCGUCGCUCUAUCCCUUCCUCAUAAAACCUAAGAGGUGAGGAAAAGAUAUAUAUAUAUAUAUAUAUAUAUAUA
This is a messenger RNA of Durotheca rogersii, 2296 nucleotides long. RefSeq lists its product as uncharacterized. Gene Ontology annotation, cellular component: plasma membrane. NCBI's taxonomy places the organism in Eukaryota, Fungi, Ascomycota, Sordariomycetes, Xylariales, Xylariaceae. The coding region runs from base 349 to 1590 and encodes 413 amino acids. Gene Ontology annotation, biological process: cellular response to pH. The transcript is spliced from 2 exons. The record is from RefSeq and is a predicted model, not a curated record.